UGCCACACGAAUUUUCCCACGGUCACUAAUACUAGGGCAUUUUCAUACCUUUCCGUCAAGCCACUCGUCGUCGUCUUCAAUCAUGUCGAACUUUGCGUUGCCCUCGCGUCAAGUGACGUUUUCGCGUCCGGCCAAUGUACCCCAGCAACAAUACCAGCAGAUGCAAGUGCAGCAGCCGAGCACUAGCACUGGCCUUGCCCUGCCCUAUGCAUCCAAUUCCUACCUCCCGGGGCCAUCGACGCAGACGAGUCUGGCUCUUCCCGGUCCUGCGCCAACGGCGCCCUCCGUUUCUCCUUACCAAGCACAGCAGCAGCAAUCGCAGCCUGCCGCAUCGUCAUACCAGCGGGGUCAGACCCUGGCUCAGGCGCAACCGCAACAGAAGCAGUCUCAACCCCAAUCACCUUCUCAGACGGCGGUUGGUCCCAGUCAGCUGGCACCCCUUACUGUCCCUUCCACGCCAAGCGCCAUCCCGGCGACGCCUGUGCCGUUGACCCUUGAGCAGACCCAUAUCACUGCCGUCGAGGGCAUCGUCCCGACGCUGCAAAACAUUGUCGCGACGGUCAAUCUCGAUUGCCGGCUAGACUUGAAAACAAUCGCGCUGCAUGCCCGUAACGCUGAAUAUAAUCCUAAGCGUUUCGCAGCCGUGAUCAUGCGUAUCCGUGAUCCGAAGACGACCGCGCUCAUCUUCGCGUCGGGCAAGAUGGUCGUGACGGGUGCGAAGAGCGAGGACGACUCGCGGCUCGCCUCGCGCAAGUACGCGCGGAUUGUGCAGAAGCUCGGCUUCGACGCCAAGUUCUCUGAAUUCAAGAUCCAAAAUAUCGUCGGUAGCUGUGAUGUGAAGUUCCCCAUCCGUUUGGAGGGCCUCGCGUACAGCCACGGGCAGUUCAGCAGCUAUGAGCCAGAGCUAUUCCCUGGACUCAUCUAUCGUAUGUUGAAGCCCAAGGUCGUGCUCCUCAUUUUCGUGUCGGGCAAGAUCGUGCUUACAGGCGCAAAGGUCCGAGAAGAGAUCUACACCGCGUUCAACACGAUAUACACCGUGCUGUGCGAGUUCCGGAAACCGUAGACUUCCUCACCUUCACAACACUUUUAUGAUACAACUUCUUUCGUCAUCGUCAUCGCCCCACCCCUCGUCGGCACCCGCAAGUGCUCUAGAACGCGUGGCUCAGGCGACGAGGGGUUGGGGCGCAGGGUUCUGCUGCUGGGUGUUAGGAUGACGAUAUGCUGAAAAUGCCGGACCUUCUAUGAAGCUGACCAUACCUUGUCGCUCCCUUGCAUCACUAUUGUAACAACGACUUAAACUCAUACUCUAUGAUUAUUGUCUGUAUAGCAUUGUAUCAAAUAAAGCAUACCAGUUAUCAAUUCCAAAGGUACGAAGAUGCAUCUUACGACGAC
This is a messenger RNA of Laetiporus sulphureus 93-53, 1392 nucleotides long. Its product is annotated as TBP-domain-containing protein. NCBI's taxonomy places the organism in Eukaryota, Fungi, Basidiomycota, Agaricomycetes, Polyporales, Laetiporaceae. The transcript is spliced from 4 exons. The record is from RefSeq and is a predicted model, not a curated record. Bases 83 to 1063 code for a protein of 326 amino acids. Gene Ontology annotation, biological process: DNA-templated transcription initiation. Gene Ontology annotation, molecular function: DNA binding; RNA polymerase II general transcription initiation factor activity.